AAUUAAAAUCGGAGUCGGGUCGAGUUUUUAAUUAAACAGUAUAUAAGAAAAGACUUGAUUUAUUUUCAUCUCAGAAGUGGGAUUAUCUCUUAAAUAAUCCACGGCGUUUACUCGAUACGUGGUCUGUUCCUGUGCACGUGAUAGUCCAGCACAGCAAGGACAACCUUAUCGAAUCCUUGUGAAUUUGAAAAUGUGGUCCGUUCGCGAUCGUACAUCAUUAGAAACGGCAACUGUGGAGCGCCUCCAAGCUGAAGCAAAGAGAUUCCAGCUUCCGACCACGGGUACGAGAGACGAGUUAUUUGAGCGUAUCCUGUCGCAUUUGGAGCGCGUUGGCCCGCAGGAUCUGAUGGCGGAAUCGCAAGGUACGUUAGCUUCUUCCUUGCCGGGUGAUUCAGGAGCUGGAGCCGAGUUAGAAGAGCCGCUAACGGCCAAUUUGUUGCGUUCGUCGUUGUCCGAGAUGACAGAGGUCAUGCGGCAACAACAACAAUCUAUCCAGAUGCUGAUUCAACAUUUAACGGCAUCGACCGCGCCAAGGGCGCAAACAUCAACAAAUGAUUUUAUUCCAGUUGUUGUCGCUGACGAGUCAAGGGCGGUUGCCCGGUCGCCUUCAAGUGAAGGACGGUCGGGUAGACAAACCGAAUGUAAUAUUCCGGGUAAUGCCGUUUCCUGGUUGGCUACGCAGAUUCCGGAAUAUGGAGGCACAGAAGAUCAGUGCAUUAAAAAUUGGGUGAAUCGUGUCGAUCAAGUGGCCGCGGUGCAUGGCGCAUCUGAUGGAGUGACAUUACUAGCCGCGACCAGCAAAUUGAUUAAAUUUGCGAAGACAUGGUAUGAGUCGCAGUCGGGCGCUUCAAUCCAGUCGUGGAUCGGGCUCCGGCAAAGGAUGUUCAUCGUCUUUGCAAGGAAAAUUCCGAUGUUUAAAGCCGUACAGAAGGCUGAGGCCAGAAAAUGGAUCCCAGCCAAGGAAACCUUCGACCAAUAUGCAAUUGCCAAAAAUGCUCUAAUAAAUCAACUGGGUCUUCCGGCCGAAGAUACAAUUCAGAUGCUCAUUAGCGGAAUUACUAACACAGCCGUUAGAGCUUCCGCGUUGCUGAUUGCUGACAGCACGUUGGAGCAUUUUAUGGUAAAAAUGCGGGGUCUCACGGAGGGGCUGAGUGACUCAGUGGAAAAGAAAUCGGCGUCGGUUUCCACUUUGGACAAAAAACUAAAUCCUGUCUGUAGAAAUUGCAAUAAAAAAGGUCAUACACAUAAAGAUUGUAAAAAUGAUGUAGUAUGUUUUUAUUGUAAACAAAAAGGUCACCGGCAGUUUGAUUGUCCAACGCUUAAAGAGAAAAACGGGAAGCCGCAACAGUCGAAGCGUCCAGCGUCGGUUGCAGCGCCGGUAACGGAAGUCGCCGCCGGAGUCGAAGUCGUCGCCUUGGUAAACGAGAAGGAAGUCGACCUGCAAUUAGCCGAUCCUUUGGUCAAGUAAGCCGACUGACCUGGUUUCUGACAGAGGCACUGCCUUCUCCUCAAGAGAAUUCGCUGACUUCGUACAGAAAUACCAGAUCAAACAUCGUCUAGUCGCCGUCGCAGCGCCAUGGGCCAACGGUAUGGUUGAGAGGGUAAACAGAUUCCUGAAAAGUUCGUUAACCAAAUUGUUAUCUUCUUCGGAAAAAUGGAAAAAGAAUCUGCAUUAUUUACAAUAUGUGAUAAACAAUACGUACCAUUCGUCCAUAAAAGCGACUCCGUCGAAAAUUUUGUUUGGUUUUGAAAGGCGCUGCCACGACGAUGCACAAUUUGCACUUUUUGUUGAUACACUCGCAAAUGUUGAUUCGGAUCUCGAGACACUAAGAAAUACUGCGCGUGAUGUAGCACUCACUGCGACAGACACGAUACGUAAUUAUAAUAAAAAUUAUCGCGACAAUAGAUUACUUAAACCUUCUAUAUAUAAAAAAGGCGAUUAUGUUCUCGUAAAGAAUUCUCGAAUAAUACCGGGGGAAAACGCGAAGUUGAAACCGCAUUACAAAGGACCUUAUAUGGUACACAAAGUUCUUGGAAAUAAUCGUUAUGUCGUAUGCGACAUUCCAGGCUUCAACAUCGCGUCUCGCCCANUAAAUACUGUUCUUUCUUCAGACCGAAUGAAGAAAUGGAUUAAGGACAUUCCGUCCAACUAAUUGUAAUACGAGCGGAAUUUAUUUUUUUUUUUCAUUUUUAUUUUUAUUUUGUUUUAUUCGUUUUGUAUAUAUAUAUAUUACCGCACGUUUACCUAAGAAAUAUUUGCUACUAAGACUGAAAAAAAAAAAACUAUGUACACUUUGUACGGAUUUUCAUGAAUUUUUUCGAUUUACUUUUCUGUAAACACUUACAUGUGAUAUUUCGGCGAUGUAUUUUGUGUAUCUCACUGCGAUCUAUCACUUUUGUACGAUAUAAUACUGCACGACACAUAUCUAGCCACUCUCAGAAUGUAUUAAAAUUUGAACUUCGGGGACGAAGCUAUUGUCAGGACGACCGAACUGUAAGACGGCACCCGCGAGAGCGCGCCAGCUUCUGGAUGUACCGGCCGUGCAUGCGCCCUGGUGGAUGUUGUCUGUACUAUUAGCGGAAGCACGUGGACUACGGUGCUCCUAAAAAUGGUUUCGAGAAUGUUCGUUAGAAAAUCGAACAUCCGCCUAGAUCGAGGCAACCGGUCACUCUCCAUUGUGAAGGCGUACAGUAUAGUCGAAUCGUUGCCUGAGAGUCAAAUCGGAAAAACGUACAAUUCAAAGAUUCAUUUAUUGUAUUAUAAAAAGUCGUUUAUUUUGUUCAUUAUAUAUUUUAUUUAAAUAUAUACAGUGUUCUAAUUAUACGGAGCGUUUACAAUUAUUUGCAACCUCCUAUUAAUUGUCGGAGCGUGCGUGUGGAAAUCGUAGUGAUCACGCAGGGGCACGUGCUCGCCGUGUUAAAUUUGAAAUAACGUAUUCGAUCAAUCGUUUCAGUCGAAUACGAGAUCGAACAGAAGAUAUUAUUAAACAAAAAUUAAAAUCGG
This is a messenger RNA of Pseudomyrmex gracilis, 3004 nucleotides long. RefSeq lists its product as uncharacterized. Lineage: Eukaryota; Metazoa; Arthropoda; Insecta; Hymenoptera; Formicidae. The record is from RefSeq and is a predicted model, not a curated record. The transcript has 2 exons. Bases 191 to 1468 code for a protein of 425 amino acids. Gene Ontology annotation, molecular function: nucleic acid binding; zinc ion binding.